AUGUUAGCAACAUGUAGUACUAUUUUACAAUUAUGGAAUAGUCAAGAUUAUUCACUUGUUAAUGAAUUUGGUCAUGAUCAUGUUCCAUCAACAGAUACAGUCAAAUCAGUCGAUUGGAAAAAGGAUAAUUCAAAUUAUCUCGUAUUUACAUAUCGACAAACAGGACGUGUUCAAUUAUAUGAUAUUCAAAAAAAUAAAUCAGUCGAACUUUCAACGACAAAAGCUCAAUGGUGUUCAUUUAGUACAUCGGGAAAAUAUCUUGGAAUAACUAAUGAAGAUUGUCAAACACAAAUUUGGGAUGUCAAUUCAGGAAGAAUUUCACAAACAUUCAAUAGCGUCGAUCAAUCACCAAUGGAAUGUAUUUGUUGGGGCAAUGGAGAUUCAUAUGUGGCUUGUGGAACACGAAAAGGAAAUGUUUUUCUUUAUAAUCAAUUAACAAAACAAAGUUUUUCUGCAUUUACAACAAAACAUGGAAAUAAAUUAGGCGCAAUUUCAUCGAUAAAAUGGUCUCCACAUAAAGAAUUACUUGGUACAACAUCGAAUGAUGGUUUAUUAUCCUUAUGGAAUUAUCGUUUAAAAGAAUUAAUUAUUUCAAUUCAUUCACAUAAAGCUCCAGCAACUGAUUUAGCAUUUUCUCCUCAUCAUGAUGCAUUUCUUGUCACAUCAGGAAUGGAUGGAUCACUUUGUUGCUUCGAUGUUGUUCAACAAAAGGUUUUAUCAACAAUAAGUAUUUAUGCUCCAUUAACCAGUGUUGAUUUUCAUCCAAAUGGUUCAUUAGUUGCUGUUGGAACAAUGGGACAAAAUGCAUCUGUUUAUGAUUUACGUGAUCCAAAGAAUAAAUUAGCACAUUUAGUUAAUGCAGAUCAUGGAAAUGUUUAUUCUGUUCGAUUCGAAACAUCACAAUCAUCUACUCUUCAAAGACCAACAACACUUUCACAAGAGACAAGCAAAGGAAUGAGUACAUUUGCUCAACAAACAACACGUUCUCGUCAUACAUCAUCUUCCUCUAUUCAAUCACCAACAACAACGAUCGAUUCAGUGACAACAAAUCGAUCGUAUGGGACACAACCACGAACAGGACAAUCGCGUGAACGAACACUUUCUUCACUUUCAACGACAACAACGAAAUCAAAUACACCAACAAUUACAUCGAACAAUACAACUAUCAAUGAUCAAAGUUCAUCAUCACCACGACAACAUCGUAAUGAUCGUUCUGAGCCAAUAUCAACUUCAAGUGGAAAUACGAAUGAUUGUAUGAGUUUUGAAGAUUUCGCUCAAUUGUGUGGCGUUUCUUCGCGCACUCCAAUUGAGAAUGGUCACAAACAAGAUAGAACAAAUGAAAUGAGCGAAUCAUUAAAAACUUUGUUGGAUAAUCGAGUUAAUUGUUUACGAGAAGAUUUCAAAGAUGAUCUUGCUCAAACUAAACUUUCAAUGCAAAUGAAUUUCAUCGUUGAAUUAGAAAAACUUCGAAAUGAUUUAAUGAAACAAAUUGAAUCACAUUCGUUGAACGCACAAUUAAUCGAUGAAAUCGAACGACUUCGAGCGGAAAAUAAGCGCUUACGCCAACUACAACCUCGAAUCUAA
Messenger RNA from Adineta ricciae, 1584 nucleotides. Lineage: Eukaryota; Metazoa; Rotifera; Eurotatoria; Adinetida; Adinetidae. The record is from the annotation of a GenBank genome assembly.